This is a messenger RNA of Mesoplodon densirostris (Blainville's beaked whale), 966 nucleotides long. It is a transcript of the gene EPYC, whose product is annotated as epiphycan. NCBI's taxonomy places the organism in Eukaryota, Metazoa, Chordata, Mammalia, Artiodactyla, Ziphiidae. The transcript has 6 exons. The record is from RefSeq and is a predicted model, not a curated record. Gene Ontology annotation, molecular function: protein binding. The coding region runs from base 1 to 966 and encodes 321 amino acids.
AUGAAAACAUUAGCAAGACUCGUUCUGGGACUUGUCAUCUUGGAUGCUGCUGUGGCUGCCCCAACUCUAGAAUCCAUCAACUAUGACUCAGAAACCUAUGAUGCCACCUUAGAAGACCUGGAUAAUCUAUACAACUAUGAAAACAUACCAAUGGGUCAAGCUGAGAUUGAAAUAGCGACAGCGAUACCUUGGGGGAACAGAGAGCUCCGCACCCCGCCACCACAGCCAAAGGAGGCUGAAGAGGAAGAGGAAGAGGAGUCCACCCCCAGGCUGAUUGAUGGCUCUUCUCCACAGGAGCCUGAAUUCCCUGGGGUUCUGGGCCCACACACCAAUGAAGACUUUCCAACCUGCCUUCUGUGUACUUGUAUAAGUACCACUGUAUACUGUGAUGACCAUGAACUUGAUGCUAUUCCUCCGCUGCCCAAGAACACUGCUUAUUUCUAUUCCCGCUUUAACAGAAUUAAAAAGAUCAACAGAAACGAUUUUGCAAGCCUAAAUGAUCUAAGAAGGAUUGAUCUGACAUCAAAUUUAAUAUCUGAGAUUGAUGAAGAUGCAUUCAGAAAGCUGCCUCAACUCCGAGAGCUCGUCCUGCGUGACAACAAGAUAAGGCAGCUCCCAGAAUUGCCAACCACUUUAACAUUUAUUGAUAUUAGCAACAAUAGACUUGGAAGGAAAGGAAUAAAGCAAGAAGCCUUUAAAGAUAUGUAUGAUCUCCAUCAUCUCUACCUCUCCGAUAACAACCUGGAACACAUCCCUCUGCCACUCCCAGAAAAUCUACGGGCACUUCACCUCCAGAAUAACAACAUUCUGGAGAUGCGUGAAGAUACCUUCUGCAAUAUUAAAAAUUUGACUUAUAUUCGUAAGGCAUUAGAGGAUAUUCGAUUGGAUGGAAACCCUAUCAAUCUCAGCAAAACUCCUCAAGCCUACAUAUGCCUACCUCGUUUGCCUAUUGGGAAUCUUGUCUAA